AGGUUCAUAUAAUGGAAAAAAUUAUAUCGAAUGUGCAAGAUUUUAUUAACCGAGCAGAGAACGCCAGCGGUAAGAGUGUAAUACAAUAACACUAGCAAAAACGACGUCUCUUUUCAAACGCGGAUAUGAUCUUUAAAGGGGCGAUGAGUAUUUGUAAACCAUAUCCACGUUUUUAUCCUUUCGGAUAACAGUGCUGGAAAAUGUCCGGCAGCGCCAGCAGCACCGCUGCCGGGAAAUUUUUAUCAAAAUAUCUUCACAGGAAAUUUUCUUACCUUGCAGGAAAUUUUGUCAUCUUAUAUACUAGAAUGCCAUAUAAUUUACUUAAUGUUUACAUAAGUGUUUUUCAAGUUUAUCACAAUGUGUGCCGCACCACACGUUGAUCUACACAGGAAAUUUUUAUUUUUCGAUUUUGCUGCCAGGAAGAGAAAUAUAUUUUCUAGACCUGUCGGAUAAUAUGCGGAUGUGACUUUUAAAUAGCGUGUUGUGUUAACUUAAUCCGUACACCCGUUAGCCUGUGUACAGCCGUUACUCUAGACGAAGCGCGCGAGAGAACGUCUGUGAGUUGGAUGCAUAAUCCUUGUUCAGGUCACGUGGAUAGUUCCCAGAUUUGGGGACAGGCCUCUGAUUGGAGAGUGCUUUAUUUGAAUACUGGUUAUUCAAAAGGUGCAUUUUAAAGUAAUUAAAAGUUAACUGGCCAAGUAAGACGAAGUUAAACACAUUACAUGUAAAGAAAAUGCUUUAUCGCGAGGGGUCCGAACAUAUAAACAGAUUGUCAAUUUAUUAAUUAAACUGUCAAUUAUAAAUUGUCAAUUUCCGUCCGAUAGUUUGUUGUAUUUUAUAUAUUUGUCAGCAUUGUUCGCUGAGUGUCCAAACACUAGAAUUUAAUCUUGAUUUUCUUAAACUUCAAUACAGCACAAAAUUAAACUCAACAGAUUAUAUUUCAAGUCUUUCAAACCUUUGUAUGCCCCGAAGGAAAUCUUGAUUCUUGGUCUGGAAAUCUUUGAAUUUAAAAUUGUUGUGUUGUUAUUUUAAACGCAUGCUAAUUAUCCAUUAACCAAUGAAAUAGCUUCAUUUGUCAUAAAUUAUAUAUAGCUAUACGCCCGUCCAUGGUAACAAGACAAGGUCUUAAAGUUCUUCAAUGUUACCCCAUAACAAGAACAUUAGGCCGGAGAGCGCCAGUUCAACGCCAGGGGCUGUUAGUACCUAGACCCAAGCCCAUGACUUCACAUCUCCCUUUCUCAAACAUGCUAUACCGUUCUCAAGUUCUCAAGUUCUCAAGUAUAUCUGUCAGAAAGUCAUCUAGAUAUGCCCGCCUGUAGGUUUGUCUUUUAUUGGGGUUUUUGUUUGAUGUGGCAAUAUGACUGGGCAAUGGGUUACUUUCAGUUUAGAUAGCAACUGGAUUAUCGGUGACUGACUGUUGGUCAUCUGCAUGUGUCUUCUUGAUUGUCUUUAAUUCCUCGGCGGCACUUCAAUAUCAGUCUCUCUCAGGUUUUGCUCCGAUGUUUUUCUUAGGUGUUCGUUGAUCAUGAUUGAUGCAUAUGGUUUCGGAUUGCAUUCUUCCACAUAAACGUCAUUUACAUCUUCCUUGAUGGUUGGCAUGGCUAUGUAAUCGUGAUGUGUCAUGGUCAAUACUGGACACCAUUUUUCUGUUACCGGAAGUCGCUUUCGUGGGUUCUGUGAUGGUUCGCUAUUAUUAAUAUAUGUUGCUGCAAAGUGAUUCCUUCUUUUACACAAAAACAUACUUUCCCCCAAGCUGGGCAUUCGAACUUAUCGCUGCAAAACGUACAUCUGAUCACAUCUUCUCCCACGACGGAAUUUUGCGCACGGAGCGAAAUUUUGCAUUGCCGCGCGCAAAAUUCCGCCUAGUGAAAAACCGGCAUAACGCUCAUCAGUAUUAUUCAACAUGAAAUCGCCUUAUAAUCAGUGUCGAAAGGUAUUGCAGAAGACUAACUUUACUGAUCUACUUGUACUUGCCACAAUUAAUAUCGUUGAUCCCAUUCAUCAUGAUUAUUUACUUUGUACAUUUCAUAGCCAUAGAUUUAUUCGCGUUAUCAACGUGGGGCCUCUUGAAGGGUAUUUUAUGGCUUCAUAUUAUACUGUAUAUUAUACGGUAAUCAUUUCUAAUUUCAGAUCCUCGGCUAAAAGAUUGGCCACUUGUCCAAAAUGUUUGGAGUCCAGUUUUUGCAGUCUUGUGUUAUGUCUCAGUCGUUAUCGCUGGACCAAAGAUAAUGAAAAACCGCCAAGCAUUUGAAUUGAGAGUUGUCAUGGCUUUAUUUAACUUUUUAGCUGUCACACUUAGUGCGUAUAUGUUUAUAAAGGUAAGUGCUCAAUUUUUUAUAUUAAUUCAUAAAUUUAGCUAUUCCAUGAUUGAUUUAUUGAAAAUUCAUAUACUGUAUAGAUAUAUCAAUUGGCAUAAUGAUUGAUAUAUUUACGGACUGACUACAAUUGCAACGUCAUUUCGUACGCAGCCAGGCAUGCUGUUUAAUUAAAAAUGAAAAGCCCUCCUGCAAAAAAAUAUAUUUUGAAUAUAGUAAUUCGUUCUUCUGUCAAAAUAUAGACUUUGUGCCGGUAGGAGCGCGUGGAUGAACCUUUAAUCGACUGCCAUGAGUCAACGACGUUGAUUUUAGGAAGGGUAUACCAUUCGGAAAAUGUAUCACAGGGCUUUAGAUUCUCUUAAAAACCUUAACAAUCAUUGAUGGUUGAGCAGAGUUUAUAAGAUGUGCUUUUAAGUUUUUUCAAAUGAAUAAUGAAUAAUGAGGGUAAUAAGCAUAUAGUCUGCAGUUGACAAUAAGCCUAAAAUAGCGAAUAAAAACUUCCAGUGGCUCGAAGCAGCUCGUUUCACAUUCCUGUAAACACAGUAUCAGUUACCGAAGAUAAUCAACGGUGCAGCGAACGCUCUAGCCUUUUCCUUGAGCGGAAAAUUAUAUACAAUUUUUGACCUACCUGACCAGGGGCAGUUGCGAAAAAUACAACUAUAUCGCAAAAAAUAUUCUACUGUACAAGUACAUGAACGAACGAGAAAGGUAAAAGUUGGGCUUUUCGAAAAAGCAUAAUUAAGGGCGUACGAUGUUUAGCACAGUACACAGCUGAAGAAAAUAUGUGUUCGUACGUCCACGCGCGCGGGCAAUCCUUUACAGGUACCUCGCCAACAUUUUAUCUCCGGAUGAAAUUUCAAGUGUGGAAAUAUAUGGAAAUCGUUCGAGAUAAUAGAACAAUUUAUAUUACAUUCCGAAGAGGAGAAGUUCUAAUUUAAAAUUUCAAUAUUUCGUAAUGGUGUUACUAAUGCAGGGAACACAUAGUUUUACUGUUUUCAUUAUGUCUAGAUUUUAGUUUGUGUCAUCCAAGCGAAUUACCGUUUUUUCUGCCAGCCUGUGGAUUACUCGUUUGACAACCCAUUGGAAAUGGAGGUAAUCGUAAACUCUUCAAAUGCUACUGUCUUAAAAAUAAAUAGUUAUUGGAUGAGGUUUUUGUGAUGUCCGAAACUAUUAGAAUUAAGGUCAAAGUAAGUCAUGUUAUCACACUUCCCUAAACCUUUGACUGAGUCUCAUAAACAAUAUCAAAAACAUGCACGAAACAUCGCAUGAAACGAGGCUAUUGGGGCAAUAAACAGUAAGGUCUGUUCUGCCUUCUAUAGUUGCAAAGAUAUAAAAAUAAAAUAUAGAAGGUAAGUUAUGAGAGCAAGCAUGUAGAGCAAUCUGCUACUUCGAAAAAUUAUUGGGAUGUUUUUGGAAUUUUCAAUUCACAACGAUGGCUAUGGUAUUUUCGGAUUUUGUUGCAUUAGAUUCCCAGUCAAAAAAAGUUGAUGUGUUUUAACAGGUUUUAGAAAUUUUACUGAUUUUUUAUCUCUCUUCCUUUUUUUAUUGCAGAUCGCAAGAGUGCUUUGGCUGCACUAUUUGUCAAAAUAUUUUGAAAUGCUUGAUACUGUAAGAAGUGGUUUCUUCUAUUAUGACUAAAGAUUUGUCUGACUUGAUUUGAAACUGAGAAAACUCGCCUAAAUAGAGAAUUGUCAUCUUAUGUUAAAUACAUGCAGAAGUAAAUGGGUGAAAGAUUAUUUUUGAAAUUUUACAUUUGCUGCGUAAAUAUCACUAUGAUUUGACGCCACACAAAAUGCUAUAUACUACAUUUUGAGAAAUGAUCUAUGCACUGAUUCCAUUUUUUAUUUUGAUGCAUCCAAGUUCUUUGCAUGCAUGUCUUUCCCUUGAAAAGCUUUUCUUUCGUUUUACUAUAUAUCUAUUUUAUAAAUAAAAAAAUAAAUAAAUACUAUCUACUCGGCCAUAUAGGAUGAUCCGGUGUCUGCUAUGAGACGGAUUUUAUGCAACUCCUGAAACGUCGCAACAGUAUUCACGUUGCUCCAAUGACGUGAAAAUCUUAGUUUAACGUUGUAUUCAGAAUGACAACGUUGCUGAGGACACCCCUGGGACAAAUUAUUCAAACUUUUUGUUUUGCAUGAAGAAUUUCGAAGACGCUUCUUGUUUUCUAAUCAGUCUUUUAUCCAUAUCUCGUUUUACAGUUCAUUUUCAUUCUACGUAAGAAAGAUAAACAAGUUUCAUUUCUUCAUGUUUAUCACCAUUCCUCAGUGCUUAUGUUGUGGUGGAUAGGCGCAAAGUGGAUUGCUGGAGGAUCAUGUAAGUUUCUAGACUUGCUACAAUUUACACGUCGACUAGUAUUAUUUCGCUGCGCCGUUGAGCUCAAAGUUCUUUAAGUGCGAAAUUAUUUUAUUAUCUUAUUUAUUUAUUAUUAAUAUGUCGCAACAUGUUAGUGAACCUACUCACCAGUCUGGUCACACACUUGACCUACUUAUAACGAGACAAGAUUCGAACUUAAUAAAUGGUAUAUGUGUCCACACACCUUGGAUAAGUGAUCACAGUAUUGUGUAGUUUAAAACCACCACAAAGAAACCGAGUGUUGCUCGGAAAACAGUAUCUUAUCGACGAUGGAAAUCACUUGAUGUAAACCAGUUUCGGCAGAGUAUAGAUGAUAUUGACAUUCAAUCUGUCAACUCGCUUUCUGAUCUUGCUCUGUUGUACAACAGUGCCUUACGUGAUCUUUUAGAAAAACAUGUUCCCUUGAGAAGUAAAACUGUCACAUUACACCCGCAAGCUGAAUGGUUUGAUGCCAAGUUGCUAAUAGAAAAGAGAGCAAAAAGAAAGUUGGAACGUAAGUUCCGAUUAUCUAAUUCACCUGAAGAUAUUCGUCAGUUCAACGAGCACUCAGAGUAUUACAGUCACUUGCUAGUUACAACGAGACAGAAAUUUUACACAGAUAAGAUUGAGGCAAAUUAUGGUGAUCAGAAA
This is a messenger RNA of Paramuricea clavata, 5294 nucleotides long. The record is from the annotation of a GenBank genome assembly. Lineage: Eukaryota; Metazoa; Cnidaria; Anthozoa; Malacalcyonacea; Plexauridae.